AGGGGUUUAAAGAAAUUGAGCUGCCAAUAAUCUUGGGUUUUCUUUUCUCUUAGCCCAUAAAGCUUCCCCAUUUCAUAGAUGACUUUAUAAUACUAAGAAUUUCUGAUUCUUAGCUCAUUUCUGAGGGUUGCAUAAGAAUAAAGUUUGCGACUUGUAAGGCUAAAGCCUAUCAUAUAGUAUCCUGGUUAGUUAUUUUUACAUGUGGGGGGAUUAGGCUACAUUUUUCUGUUUUGGUGAUUGUCUCCUCGGAUUUACCUGUGGGCUGUUUGAGUUGAACACAUCUUUUGUUCUAUCUCACUAUAUCUAAUGAUUUGCUCUAACAAGAUUUUAUUUGAUGAACAUUCUGGAGUUAAGUAGAGUAGUAAAGCCAUUAUGUGCUGCAUGUGAUGUGGUUUUUGCAUCAAAAUUUAGGCCAGAAUCACGUCUAUCGUCUUGAGUGGUGACCCUGCUUCAUUUGUAGAUCGGCUAGGUUUCUUUGUGCGUUUUUUUUUCCACAAUCGUGAGCCUUCUAUUACAAUUCUCGAAUGUACUCGAGGUUUCUCUUAAUUAGAACUGGAGAGGAUAAUAGUCCAUGACUAUCAUAGUUUUGGUUAAGAUGCCUCUGUCUUGUCUUUGACAAUUCGUUCUGCGCCCUGACAAAAGGGAGGAGGAGGUUUGUGAGAGGAUGAUGGCCAUUUGCACUUAGUUAACACAAACGAUGCUGGCAGAACGUGGUUCUCUCGGAGGGGAAUAAAUAAUUUUUACUUGCUGUUGGAAUAUGGCUUCAGAAGCAGAGUACUCUGCAUUUGAGGAAAAGGUCAGACGAACUGUUUACCUUGAUAACCUCUCUCCACAGGUUACUGAACCGGUUGUCAGAAAAGCUAUCUCUCAGUUCGGGACAGUUAAAAAUGUUCAAUUCAUUCCAAAUUACUUGGAAACAAAGAACAUCCCCGUUUCUGCAUUGGUGGAGAUGGAGAACCCGAGGCAGGCUAAUGCCAUUGUCUCAGAAAUAUCUCACAGGCCUUUUAUGGUUGGUGGAAUUCCAAGGCCUGUGAGGGCACGUGAAGCGAAACCGGAGAUGUUUGAGGAUCGUCCUGCAAAGCCUGGUAGAAAGAUAGAGUUCCGUUGGGUGGAGACAAAGGAUCCUGACUUUGAAGUGGCAAAUAAAUUGAAGCAGCUUGCUAAGGAUCAUGCUCUUGAAGUUGACAUUGCGCUCAAUCAACAGUUGGAGGAUGAAGAGAAGCUUGCAGAGAGGCAGCAAGGAGCCCUCAAGGCGAAUCAUGAGAAGUAUGAAAUGAUAAAUGGUGUGAUAACGGAUGGAACUGCUAAGCGUUUGGCACAGCAUUAUCACAUUCCAGUUGCAGAUGAAUGUUUCUGAAAUUUGAUGUCAAGAGUCGAGACUUCUUGAGUAGAAACAACAACCAAGAUGAAGAAGCAUAUUAACUGUUUUAGUUAGCUUCAUAUAGAGUAUAUUGUAAGAAAUCCUGAAGGAUUUCACGGUCUGCAAUGUAUUUCGACACUUUUACCUAAUAUUAGCAUCAGCGUUGGCUUGCCUCUAGCUCUCAGCUUGAAAAUCUUUCAUUUCUCUUCCUAGUUGUGCUUACUGUCU
Molecule: messenger RNA, 1588 nt
Organism: Rosa rugosa (rugosa rose)
Lineage: Eukaryota; Viridiplantae; Streptophyta; Magnoliopsida; Rosales; Rosaceae
Product: ASI1-immunoprecipitated protein 1-like
Exons: 3
Coding region: 758-1357 (199 amino acids)
Molecular function (GO): RNA binding
Source: RefSeq, a predicted model, not a curated record